Messenger RNA from Chelmon rostratus (copperband butterflyfish), 3609 nucleotides. RefSeq names its product mitogen-activated protein kinase kinase kinase kinase 5-like. Gene Ontology annotation, biological process: protein phosphorylation. NCBI's taxonomy places the organism in Eukaryota, Metazoa, Chordata, Actinopteri, Chaetodontiformes, Chaetodontidae. The record is from RefSeq and is a predicted model, not a curated record. The transcript has 32 exons. Gene Ontology annotation, molecular function: ATP binding; MAP kinase kinase kinase kinase activity. Bases 184 to 2760 code for a protein of 858 amino acids.
CAGCUGAGCGACACGAGUCAGAGAGACAAAGAGAGGCCGUGUGCCUUUUUCCCAGCAGCUGGCUUCUCUGACAGUUCAUCACUUUUGCAGCCUGUAGAUGUAGAUGCCUCUGAGUGUGUGUGUGUGUGAGAGAGAGAGUGUGUGACAUGCCUGAGGAGGAAUAUUUGUAACUUAAACCUCAACAUGGAUUUCCAGCACAGGGCAGCUCUGGAUAUCUCCACCAGAAACCCUCAGGAGGAUUUCGAGAUCCUGCUGAGAGUCGGAGGAGGAACCUACGGAGAAGUUUACAAGGCACGUAACAAGCAGAAUGGAGAGCUGGCAGCCAUCAAGGUCAUCAAGAUGGAACCAGAGGAUGACUUUUCUAUCAUCCAGCAGGAAAUUGUCAUAGUAAAGAGCUGCAAACACGCGAACAUAGUGGCGUAUUAUGGCAGCUACAUACGAGCUAAUAAACUGUGGAUCUGCAUGGAGUUCUGCGGAGGAGGCUCACUCCAGGACAUCUACCACGUGACUGGUCCUCUGUCUGAGCCACAGAUUGCCUACAUCUGCAGGGAGAUGCUGCAGGGCCUGGACUACCUGCAUGCACAGAAGAAAAUCCACAGAGACAUCAAGGGUGCCAACAUCCUCCUCAACGAUCAGGGCGAGGUCAAGUUGGCUGAUUUUGGGAUCUCAGCUCAGAUCACAGCCACUCUGGCUCGGCGGAUGUCCUUCAUCGGGACGCCGUAUUGGAUGGCACCAGAGGUGGCAGCAGUGGAGAUUAAAGGCGGCUACAAUGAACUAUGUGACAUCUGGUCUGUGGGCAUCACAGCCAUAGAACUGGCAGAGCUACAGCCGCCGCUGUUCGACGUCCACCCGCUGCGCGUCCUGUUUCUCAUGUCCAAGAGCGGCUACCAGCCUCCUAAACUGAAGGACAAGUCGAAAUGGUCCUCCAUGUUUUAUAACUUUGUAAAGGCCAUGUUGGUGAGGAACCCAAAGAAGAGACCCAGCGCCUCCAAGCUGCUCUCACACAUGUUUCUGACCCAGCAGUGCCUGAACCAGGAGCUGACCCUGGACCUGCUGGAGAAGUAUCGAAACCCUGAGAGACUGAAGACCUGCCUGGUGACAGAGGACGAAGAGAUGGAGGUGGUGGUGCCUGGAUCUUUAAAAAGGAUCCAGUCUAUCAACAAACACAACCGGGCAGAGAGGAAAAACUCUGACAUAAGAUUGGAGCAGAUCUACACUCGGAGGCCUGAGAAGAAUGAAUCACCAAACACAACGUUAAGAGCUUCACUGGGAUCAACCAGCAGCACCAGGAGUCCAGUGAGGGAUCAGGACACGGACUCAGACGAUGACUAUGAUGAUGUGGACAUCCCUACAAUACAAGCCACCAGAAGUCUCAUCAUGCAAGAAGAUGGAAUCCCGCCUCCGCUUCCUCCAAAGCCCAAAGCGCGGACCAGCUCAGAGGAAAGCAUGGCGGGCGAAGACGACCGGGUGAGGAAACCCUGUUCUUUGUACGCCCCCUCCCCUCUCAUCAGGACCUCCAGUGGGACGCACGUCCGACCUACACCCCAACCACGAUCCUCACGACACUCAGAUCCUGCAUCCUUCCCAGUCCAGUUGAUUGACAACCCGGCAGACCUCCUCCCUCCUGAGCUCCCUCCUAAAGGCAUACGCAGACGGCAGCCCCCAUCGAAGGACCCUGCUGAGUGCGUCAGCCCCGUCAUGAAGAAACCUCCUGUCUACUUCAAAAAGAUCUUCCAUGGCUGCCCUCUUAAAAUAAACUGCUCCACAACCUGGGAGAAUCCAGCCACCAAAGACCAGCAUCUGAUCCUGGGGGCAGAGGAAGGAAUCUACACCCUGAACCUCAACGGCUCAGAGGCCACGAUGGAGCUGUUGUAUCCUGGGAAGUGCACCUGGGUCUACACCAUUAAUAACGUCCUCAUGUCUGUAUCAGGUAAAUCAUCGCAGCUUCACUCCCAUUUGCUGAAAGAGUUGUACGAACAGUCUCGGAAAGACCAGAGGAUGGUUGCCUUGCCGACUCACAGACUGUUACCAAGGAAAUGUGCAGUGACGAGUAAAAUACCUGAUACCAAAGGCUGCAAGACCUGCUCAGUUGCAGGUAACCUGCAGCGAGGAUGUGUGUUCCUGUGCUGUGGUCUGGAGUCCAGUGUGGUGCUGCUGCAGUGGUACGAGCCCAUGCACAAGUUCAUGCUCAUAAAGCAUUUUGACUUCCCCCUGCCCAACCCGGUGCGGGUGUUUGAGAUGGUGGUGGUGCCCCAGCAGGAGUACCCGCUGGUGUGUAUCGGUGUCUCUCGGGGGUCCAGCCACAACCUGCCAGUCAAUGUAGAAUACAUCAACCUCAACUCCAACACAUCCUGGUUCACCAAAUCCGGCCUGGAGAAACCUUGUCCAGAUGUAGUUCAAGUAAACCAGCUGGACAGUAGCUCACUGCUCGUCCUCAUAGAAAAGUCAGUACAUAUAGUUGGUCUGGAGGGGGAGCUGAGGAGCAGCAGGCCUCCACAAUAUGACACCACCUUCUCUCAUGAUGUUGAGUCUAUAGUGUAUUUUGAGGACACACUGCUGGCAGUGUGGCGUCACGGCUGGCAGAGAAAAAGACAAGGAUGCAACGAAGUGCUGGAGGAAACCACUGACCCCAGGAAGAUCUACAGACUGGUGCAGUCAGACAGGAUGGUCGUCCUGGAGACGCGUCAGACUGAUGACCAAUCGGGGCUGUCCAACCUUUAUGUCCUGGAAAUUGCUGAGAACUACGUCAUGCUACCCUGACUCUCCAGUCUGCUGGCAUAGAGCAUCAUGGGAAACUCCCAGCUCCACUUCCGUAUGAAUGCCUCUACCCAGAGCUUUCAUCUGUCAUCAGUAACUUUGACUGGCAUGGACGCUUCACUGCCACAGUAUUUUACUUUCUAAUGGGAGGAGAGAUGUGUCACAGAGAAAUGAUGGAAGGAUGCUGCAAAUUCAUACUGCCCAAAGAGGAUCGUCGUCUUGUAUCCCUCAGUCUGGGGGAGUCUGCUCUUAUUUAUGCUAAUUUCAACCAUUUGAGGGCCAGAACAAGCUCAAGAAUCCACACAUCUGAGAAAACCCUCACUGAGGAGUGGAGGAAGGUCUCCUCUGGCACUAAUGGGGGGAGUAUCUACUUUCUUCUGCCACAGCAUUGUUGAUUGCAGCAGCAGCCGCCCGCAGGGACUGAAACAUAUGGCUUCCCAAAGACGCCACAUGCAAGCAUAAAGGACUGGAGCAGAGCAGCGCCGCUGCUGCUCAUGAUGUGUGUUUUGUAACCUGAAUUUGCGUUGGAUCAAAAAUACACACUUCUGCUGCCGUUACACUGUAAUAAAGUUAAUUACCACAAGAUGAGGUGAACUGUGCUGACUGAGGAAAAUCAGGAAGAAGUGAAAGUAAUCCCUGUUUGUGUGCUUACUCACAUCUGAGGAGCUGUGGUGCUACAUGUGUGCAUGUGCUGCUAUGAGAAGAUGAUGCUGAAUUAUUACAGCCCUACAGCAGCGACUCCUCUCAAUUUGUUGCUCACUGUGUUAUGAGAAAGUGCAGAAGGAGAUUAGUGCCGGCACAGAUUGUAUUUACAGAAAUCUGUCAUGCUCAUAUUGAACUACUGAAUGUAAA